AUGUAUUCCUCUAUUACAUUCGCUGUCGCUGUAUUUGUUGCAACCAUUGCUGUCUGUUCGGCUUCUUGUGGUCCCAUACCCUUAGCUGCAUAUGGUGCAGCUCCUGGUGGUGGUCCUGUUGCUUAUGGACCAGCUCCUGCUGCCUUUGCAGCUGCAUAUAAUGCUGGUGCUCCAUCUCAAAAUCCCGCCGCUGCAAAUGGUCACCAUGGUCACAGUCACGCUCCAUAUAAUGCUGGUGUUCCACUUCAAAAUCCCGCCACUGCAUAUGGUCACCAUGGUCAUAGUCACGCUCCAAGUCCGGUCUCAAAUAAAUCCUCAGAUCCAGCUCCUGCUGCAUCCCCAGCACCAGCCCCUGUUGCAGCUCCAGUCUCUUUUGCUGCGCCAGCUCCUGUUGCGGUACCUGCUCCACCACCAGCUCCCGUUGCAGCGCCAGUAUCCGCUGCAUCACCUCCACCAGUCCCAGUUCCUGUUACUAUUCCUGCCCCACCAUGCCCUAAAAAUUACAUCUUCUCCUGUCAACCCCAGCUGAGACCAGCUCCAUGUGCUCAUGCUGCAACACGUGCAGGGUUUGGGAGUGCUGGUUCUUAUUCGAAUAAUUAUUUCAAUUAUGCUCUACCUCCAUAUGGUUUCAAUUAUCAGAGCUAUGAUAAUCAAAACUAA
Messenger RNA from Musca vetustissima, 660 nucleotides. Its product is annotated as vitelline membrane protein Vm26Ab-like. NCBI's taxonomy places the organism in Eukaryota, Metazoa, Arthropoda, Insecta, Diptera, Muscidae. The transcript has a single exon. The record is from RefSeq and is a predicted model, not a curated record. Bases 1 to 660 code for a protein of 219 amino acids.